This is a messenger RNA of Leptomonas pyrrhocoris, 1947 nucleotides long. RefSeq lists its product as hypothetical. Bases 1 to 1947 code for a protein of 648 amino acids. The transcript has a single exon. The record is from RefSeq and is a predicted model, not a curated record. NCBI's taxonomy places the organism in Eukaryota, Euglenozoa, Kinetoplastea, Trypanosomatida, Trypanosomatidae.
AUGCCGAUGCCUCAGCAACACCCGCAAAAGCAACGGAGAGUCGUGAGUUGCACGCCCCUCUCCACCUCCACCACCUUAAAAGAAAGCGCCGCAACGCACUCCGCGGAAGCGAGUCGUCUAAUCCCCGCGGCUACCACCAGCGAAGACGCGUCCACCCUUCAGCUGCGGCAUAGCCUGCAACUUCAAAAGAAGCGGUACGACGAGCUGCUCGCGGACUCGCACAAGCUGCGAUCCGAAUAUGACGCUUACCAGCUACGCAUGGAGCACGUCGCGCGUCAGUACAAACAGCAAGCGCUGCAAGACAAACACAUGCUGGAGGAGCUGCGGCUUACUGGGACAGCCGGGUCGUUGGACGAGGUUUACGUCACCGGACUGAAGCGGCAAAUCGGGGAGCUGCAGAAGAAGCUGACGGAGUCGAUGGCCGCUGCGGAGAAGGCGUAUCAGCGGCAGCGCGAGGCGGAGGAGGCGCGAAUGGCGACAGAGAAGUCGAAGCGAGAGGAUUUGGCGGCGCUCGCUUCGCAGAUUGCGCACUUCGGCCGAGCAUCGUCGACGCCCAUCGCGGAGUCCGCCGGCAGCCCCGAUGCGGGCGAACAGAAGGAGGGCAAAGAGGACGAGGAAAGCGUAGAAAUCGAUGAAAAGAAAGCGGCACCUGUUGAGAAUGUCGAUGUAAACGCGCGGCUUCUGCAGGCACAGGCGCAGCUGGCCGUUCGCCAGGCCGAAGUCGACGAGCUUCGCACGCAACUGCAACUGCGCGACUCCGCCCAUCAACAGCAGUCGGAGGAGCACACGCAGGAUCUGCAGACGCUGCGGAUGGAGGUGGAGCAGUUCAAGGAGCAUGAGUCGGCGUUGAAGGCGUCCCACAUGGCUGACCUCAAGAAGGAGGCGGCCGAGUUUGCGGAAAAGGAAGCCGCGCUGCGGCGCGAGGUAGAGACGGCCCGCGCGCAAGUGCAAAAGGCGUCCAUGGAGCAGUCCUCCCAGCGUGUCGCGAAGGAGUUGCUCGAGACGCAGGAACGGGAGCAGGAAGAGCGCAUGCAAGCGAAGGACCGUGAACUGCAAUCUGCUCGCGCGUCUCUGCAGUCUGUUCAGGCAGCCAUGGAGGCCGCGCACGGGGAGCUGCGUGAGAUGGAGAUGACGCUACACGACGCGCAAACCGAAAACCGGCAGCUGCAGGCCAAGGUGGACCAGACAAGUGCGGAGCUGCUGCGCAGUGAGCAGCUACUCGCCUCGCGCGAGGACGACCUGCUCGACGCGGAGAAGGAGCGGCAGAGGCUUCGCGCGAUGCUGCGGCGGGAGGAGGAAGAGACGCUCCGCGUACAACAGCAGCUCACGCAGCUGCAACGCAGCGAAGCCGAACGCGGCUUAGGAACGGCGGCAGCAGCUGCCACUGCGGCCCAGCUGUUCGCCCACAACGAAGCCGCCGGCGACGGCACGGGCGGCGAGGGCGAAGACGACGCGGCGCAGCUGUCCUCUGUGGUGGCCACGCAGCGACAAACAAUACAAAGCCUGCACAGUCGCAUUGAAGUUUUAGAGAACGAGCUCACCGCCCGUGAAGUGGCCCUGCGUCGUCAGCAGGCGCAGGCACAGGAAAUCAGCGCGGCGCGCAUCGAGUUUAUGAAGGCCAAGGAAGAGGCAAACACGCGUGUGGCGCAGUACAAGGACAGAAUCGAGAGACUAGAAAAUGAUUUGGCGGCUGCACGGCGCAGCGGGGCGACUGCGGUCUCCGUUUUCGGCAUGGAGGACGGGCGUACUACACCCCAGGCCCAAUUCCUUACUUCCUCGAUGGAGCGACACCAUUUUUUGAUGGAGGCGAAGCGCUCCGCGGACUCGUACCGCAUCUCCCGCGUGCGACAAAUGCGCUUGGCCUUCUUUUCAGUUCUGUCUUUGGUGGUGGGGAUGACUCUUUAUGCCACCUUCGCGUUGGCUCCUCCGCCGGCAGAAAAGCAAUAG